GAUGGCUCUCGCAGGAUGUACACGGGGGCGCUGAAUCGCAUCCUGAAUGAAGCAGAUCUGAUCCUGGAGGUGCUUGACGCCAGAGAUCCUAACGGAUGCCGUACAAAGCAGAUUGAAGAUUUCAUCCACAAGAAACGCCCUGAGCUGAAGAUCAUACUCGUUCUGAACAAAAUCGACCUAGUGCCCAAGAACGUACUUGACGACUGGAUGAAUUACCUCAAAGAAGAAAAUCACGUCGCAGCUUUCAAGGCCGCCACUCAAGUUCGGAGAGGAGACUCCUACGUCCAUUCUAGAAUCCAAGUCAGCAACGCAACGCACGGGCAGUUGAUGACUGGGAACUGCGUCGGAGCAGAAGAGCUCGUGAAUAUGAUCAAGGCCUUGACCAGACAAGAUUCAAGUUUUGGCGGGAAGGCGAGGGUCAACGUGGGAGUUCUGGGGAUGCCGAACGUGGGUAAGAGUUCUAUCAUCAACAGCCUCCUGCGCACUCGAGCGGCUCAGACGGGAGACAGAGCGGGGGUCACCAAGACCCUCCAGAGCUUGCACUUAGAGCGAGGAAUAACCCUGAUCGAUUGCCCGGGGGUUGUCAUAGAGGCAGGCCUCUCGGAAGCUCAGCUGGUCCUGAGAAACUGCAUCCCCAUCGACAAGGUACGCCCAUUGACUGCUCAUCCGCUCCCUGACAUUUCUCAGCAACUACCAGGAAUUCCUUCAGGCGCUCGCAAGAGUAUGCACGGCUCUUCACGCGACCACUUGACACGUUGGCAGAAACGAGGGAAGCUGUUCAGGGGAGGAGAGACUGAUGUUGAGACGGCCGCGCGUCAAGUGCUCAAGGACUGG
Guillardia theta CCMP2712 is the source of this 834-nucleotide messenger RNA. RefSeq lists its product as hypothetical. Gene Ontology annotation, molecular function: GTP binding. The annotation marks the transcript as partial. The record is from RefSeq and is a predicted model, not a curated record. Lineage: Eukaryota; Cryptophyceae; Pyrenomonadales; Geminigeraceae. The transcript has 6 exons. Gene Ontology annotation, cellular component: nucleolus.